Molecule: messenger RNA, 9071 nt
Organism: Ceratina calcarata
Lineage: Eukaryota; Metazoa; Arthropoda; Insecta; Hymenoptera; Apidae
Gene: Piezo
Product: piezo type mechanosensitive ion channel component
Exons: 39
Coding region: 439-8160 (2573 amino acids)
Cellular component (GO): membrane
Molecular function (GO): mechanosensitive monoatomic ion channel activity
Source: RefSeq, a predicted model, not a curated record
AAACGGGCGUAGUAAGCAAGGUAGUUCAGUGAGUCUUGAACCGGCGUUCAUCGUCUACCACCGCCGGAAACGUUCUGGUGACCCGGAAUCGAGCGGAUGCGUCGCUGUUCCUCGUAAACGCUUCGUGGGUGUCCGCAAAAUACCUCGUAAAGGAUUAGUCGGGAUUGAAUAAAAGAGAAAAAUUAUAAUAGUAAAAGUUGCGCGUUGGAACUUGUGAGUUCAAAGGUCGGAAUUGAACGUAUCGUCUGUGAGCGAGUAUUGGCAGUGUAACAGUUUGUGACAGCAGCGGUUUGGCGCGUGUCGAGACCGGGCGGCGCAUGUUACCCUUCUGGAGGUUCGAUCAAAAGGAGGACAGCUGGGCGAGACUCGUAGCAAAGGGAUGCUCUGAAAAGCCGGCUGAGCAUUCAAGGGUGAAAGGUCAUCUGAGCAGAUGAAGGGAUGCCGAAGUACUGGCUAAACGUCGCCCUCAUCAGGGUUGUUCUACCGGUUGUCUUAACAGUCAGUACAGUAUGGAGACCUGUAGGAUUAUCUCUAGUUUACCUGGUACUGAUGCUGUACUCACCCCAUGUACCUAUACCAGACGCACGAACAAUGGCAGGUCACACGGGUCACUUUUUGAAGACCUGCAUCGGCCUGUCUUUUCUCACGGCUACCAGUCAAUUGACCUUUCACAUAGUUCUAUUGGCUCUACCCACUUAUGGGCACUUCCUUCACAACUGCGAGACACUGGAAGUAAUCUUCAGGCACAUAGGAUUCAUAAGGCUAGAUAGCGCUUCCGCUUGGGAGAUUUUCUUCUGGUUAACACCAGAAUUAAUCGUCCUGCCCACUAGCUUAAUAGUGUACUUUAUCUGCCGUUUUAUAUCGCAAAGCAUUCCUGACGAGGAGGAGAGUUCGUUGCAGCGCAACAACGAAGCAAAAGGAAUCUUAGAUAGGCAUGUUAAGGUAAUCAACUUCUUAGGGCAUAUCGGAACCUACGUGAUUCUGGCGUCAUUAUGCAUUACUGCAGCCUUAAAUCCGUCGAUAGAGGGUGGCCUUUAUUUUCUCGUGUUCUUGAGUGCCGCGACUUGGUGGGCGUGCAACAAGGAACUCCGCAAGGGCUUCGCUGUUCUGUGCAGAAUCGUCAUGAUCAUUGUGGUCCUUCACAUAUUAGUUCUGCUUAGUUAUCAAAAUCAACUGCCUCAAGAAUUGAUACCAGUGAAUAGCACUUGGCAGCGGUACUUCGCGCUAAAACCUGUCUAUGAGACGAACUGCACGGACCCGAGAGAUGUCAAAUAUACAGAGAAUGCAGACUGGUUGAUCUAUGGAUAUCCCCUGAGAUUAUUUUGGCUCUACUUCGUUUUGGCAUUGCAAUCUCAGUUCCUGAGUACAAAGCCGGCGUUCCAGGCAAAGAAAGUGAAACGUUUGAGCGGCAAAUUGGAGAACCUGGACACUCCGUUGUCCAGGCACGUUUCCAUCCGGCGGAGAACACCAUCUCAGAGAUGGCAAUCGGCACGACGAAAGGCUCGCAAGCCGAUCGAUUCGAAUAAUUCGUCGUUACCACCUGCCGACGAGCGCACGCCCCUGAUGCGAUUUGGAUCGGCGAGAGCGGGGCUGCUUCAAGAUUCAACCGGGAGCGUCAUCGUCCAAGAUGGUCAUCAGGAUGACAGUAUUCAAAUGCAGAGUCUUAGCGAAGCUGCCCCGGAUGAGCAGACUGGAAUUAUUGAGCAAAUCCUUAUGGCCGUGUACUCGAUCUUCCAGUUAAUACUUAAUUCAUCCUAUCUCGCUACGAACAUUAUAAUGAUGACCUGGAGUAUAAUGUAUCACAGUUGGACGACUUUUGCAUUAUUGUUAUGGGCUUUGGUACUCUGGAUGGUACCUGACAAACGCGCUUCCAUGAUGAAAUGGUCUCCCUUUAUCGUCGUUUACGCGAUGCUUCUGCUGGUUGUGCAAUAUAUUUACAGCAUGGAUUUGACGGAGGAAGAACUGCCGACAAUGGUGAACGGAGUCAGCGUUUCUGAGAUCGGCUUCACCAAAGCGGAACAACAUAGUCGUUGGCAUUUGGUGGUGAAAUGUCUAUUCAUAUCAAUGUUUUGGAUAACAAUGAGACAAUAUACAGCUGAGCGAACUAGACAGAGACGUUCCUCAGCGAUGCGAGACAUGAUCGCGCCGUUACACGUGUCCGUUUCAACGGCUACCACAGCAAUGCAUCAGGAAACGCCGGAGAUCAAAAGUAAAUUCAUGAAGGAAGUUGGUAUAUUGUUGAAAAAACUGUUGACCAAGUACUGGAUCGCUGUGGUGGCUAUCAUGCUGUUUAUUUGUGGAAUCACCGGUGAACGAAUGACCGUCUUCAGGAUCAUUUACAUGUCUCUCUUCCUUGUUCUGGUCAUUACUUUCCAGAUAUCUUGGACAGUAUGGAGGAAGAUGAUGUAUCCGUUCUGGCUAACGGUUAUCGGUUACUCUGUAGUUAUGCUAAUACUUGUGUACACUUAUCAAUUUCACAAUUUUCCGAGGUACUGGCAUUAUUUGCAUAUCGAUGAAAAUUUGCAAAUGGAUAUUGGUUUAGAAAAGUACGAAACCAAGGAUCUUUUCGUUAGACUGUUGACGCCUACGUUCUUCGUUAUUAUCACUGUUCUACAGAUUCAUUAUUUCCAUGCUGAUUUCUUGAAAGUAACUGAUCUUGAGAGAUCCGGAAUCGACGAAAGUCUACGAGAUAAACGCUCGAGUCUCGGUCAUUCACCUACAAUAAUUAUCCCGCCAGCAUCACCGGGUGAAGUUUUUAUAAUCGAAGACGACCAGCGACCGGCUUACACUUUAAGACAACUAAAACAAAUGUCUAAAUUGGAGCGAAUUGCGUUAUUCCGAGAAAUAAUAGAAUGCUUAGGAAAUAUCUACAAUUACACUUGGCUCUUUUUGGAAAUACACAUGCAAAAAAUUAUUUUCCUAUCGGUGAUGCUUUACUGUGUCAACGACGUCUGUGCUAUUAAUUUCGUGUUUGUCGUAAUAACGGUCGUCAUGAUUAAUUUUCGAAGAUAUCUCCAAAUAUGCACUGUUAAUGUCAUUGCUGCUAUAAUUGCUAUUUUAAUGGUCGGAAAAAUGCUGUAUCAAAUUCAAUAUAUUGAUCACAGCAAUUGGAAUAUCAAUUGCACGCAUCCAGAUGAUGCGCAGUUUGGUAGCAACAACACGGUAUACAAUAUCGCAGAAUGGUUUGGGAUAAAAAAAGCGGAACAAGGACAUUUGGCAGAAUUAUUGAAGGGUUACAUAGGGAUUCUAGUGGUGACCACCCUAAGAAAGAUCAUUAAAAUUCGUCAGUGUUUUCAUAGAAAAGCGCAAGGCGAACCACUCGAGACACCUCAAGUCAUGUUCCCUUCGGUUACUCGAGAAACCGCUGAUAAAGGCGUGCCGGAGUGUUUGAAAUUUCUCUUCAAUUACGGCUUCUACAAAUUUGGAGUUGAAUUCUGCUUAAUUGCAGUAGUGGCACUGGUCGGAACGAGACUCGAUUUAUAUUCGGUUCUCUACAGCUUCUGGCUGUUACUCUUAUUUUCCCUAAGAAGGAAAACCAUCGCCAGGAUUUGGCCGAUCUUCAAAAUUUUUGUCAUAGUCCUGUUGCCACUUCAAUAUUCUUUCGUCGUAGCUCCUCCUUCCUGGUUCUGUAUAGACUAUCCAUGGGGUCAGUCUGAGACACUAAGGAGAUUGCAAGAGUGGAUGUACCUCCCGGAUCCUGAUUUCCCACCCAAUGCCAGGAAACUAAUGUGUGAUUUUAUUGUGCUAAUGAUGAUCGUCAGGCAAAGUCUCGUUUUCCAAAUCGAAAGUCGAAGUGCGGCUUCCGAUAUUGAAUUUCCGGCCGGUCAUAAUUAUUCCGUAUAUCAGAAUAUGGAAAAACCGAAUUUCGUGAAUCCCGUGAAGGAUUAUGUAUCGCACAUUCAUUGCUGGUUGGACGUAAUAAAACGAGCCGUGUUAAUGAGUCUCAUGUGGAUCACUUUAUCGAUCAUGUUCCUGGCCGGAACAGAAAAGACUAAUCUGUUCUCAUUGGGUUACCUAAUCGGUGCGUUCAUGUUCCUUUGGCAAGGGAGUGAUUUCUAUUUGAGACCAGUGAGGACGAUCCUAAAAUGGUGGAACAUCCUACUCGGUUACAACGUAACUGUGAUAUUUUUGAAGUCUCUGCUUCAAGGUGCAGGUUGUGUCUUAAUAAGCCAGCUGCAUUUGUUGGUUUGCCCAUUAAUUCAGUUAUUCGGUAUAAGUUGUCUAAGAAAAUUCGAAAGUGCGAUCAACGAUGUAGUUCUGGACAAGUUCGAUUGCGAAGUACCGCGAGAAAACAUAGGCAUGGUUUGGGAUGGCCUUUGCUUCGGUUUCCUGUUGUUUCAGAAACGACUCUUUAAGAGCUAUUAUUUCUUCCACAUAGUGGAUGAAACAAAAGCCAUGAGUGUCUUGGCCUCCAGGGGUGCGGAGUUACUAGAGGAGUUGCAUCAAAAGCGUAUUGAUGCUCAAGACAACGUCGAAAAGAACGUAUUGGAGAAAUUGAAAUAUAAGAUGGACAAGAUUAAAGCCAGUCAACGUAAGAUACAAGGACCGAGUUACAGAGAACCUCAGACGCACAAAGUUGAUUUUCUCUAUCCAGGGACACGGCCAUUGUACAGAGCUCAUGCGCCAAAGACCAACAGAGAGGCUAUCAGAUCGGGUGAUUACUACAUGUUCGAUGAUUUGGACGAUGACGAUGUGACCGAUUUGAUCCCGGAUACCCAAUCUGAGAAGAGGGAAGAAGAGAAGAUCGACGAAGCCACAGCUCGCGGCAGAAGAAUGACCAUUUCUGAGUUGAUGAACGCCGUGAUUAAAACUGACAUUACAACCGCGACGCACGUCGCCAUGUACGGAGGGACUGAACAGGACGCGCUGAGACUACGUCGUCGGAGUGUGCCUUUAACAAGGAAGAAAUCGUCUAUGUCGUAUCUCAGUGCACGUUCCGAGACCGAUACUGCAGUGGCCACUGAUGGUGACAAAACGAGUCUCACGUCGGCUGAAGCCGAAACCGAGGAGAAGGACACUUCGGAACGUAAAACACCGGGAGCGUCGGAUUAUGGGGUGGAUGAAGUGGAUGAAGGGGACAAAGAGGAGGAGAAGAAAGUAUCCAUUGGCACAUAUCUGAAAUUCCUCAUGGUGAUGAUCAACAGUACCCUGACGUCGAUGACGAGAUACUUGAACAAGUUUUCCCGCGAUUACAGAUACAUUCGCAAAGUUCUAACAAAAGAGAAGAAAGCGUUGAAGGCGAAACCAGAUUUUCGUAUGGGUACGAGACUGGGCAUUAGUCAAAUGUGGCAACCGAUUCCUUUAUUGAAAAGAAGAUCAACUAACGGAAAUACCGAGGAGCCUUCUGAUGGUGGUGAAGGUCAGAGUCAAUCGACGUCACCGCAGCAACAGAGGAAAAGCAGCUCCCUGACGAUCCCUCAAAUCCGAAUUCUGGCACCGAGUUUGGAGCGAGGAUUGGACGUGUCCUCCUCCAGCGCACUUUACUCAGAAAUCUCUCCUGUUCAACACGACGACGAAGGUGGUCAGUUGUCCGAAGUCGAUCAGCCGCCAAUAAUCCAAUUAUUGGCGUCCAUUUGGUUUGGAAUUUUGGCUCAUUCGUGUUUAUUGUGCUACUUUAUGGUGUUCCUUCAUCAAAUUAAGAACGCGUCCGUUCUAUCUACCCCCCUGCCGCUCAUGGUCUUUUGUUGGGGGUCGUUGACCAUCCCACGGCCCUCGAGAACGUUCUGGAUAACGUUGAUCGCAUAUACAGAGGCAAUUGUCAUAGUCAAAUGUAUUUUCCAACUGGAAGUAUUGCCCUGGAAUCGAGACGCCGCGCCAAAUAAUCCCUUGUUCACUCCUAGGAUUAUGGGUGUUGAACGUAAACAUAAUUAUGCUUUGUGGGAUUUGUUACUACUUCUAGUAGUAUUUUUCCAUAGAUUUAUGCUCAAAUCGUUAGGCCAAUGGACUUCUCCCUAUGUACCGAGGAAAAUAAUCCCAACCACUUUGACUGUAGUUUCAUCAAGACCGCCACCUGAAGACAGGGGUCAAGGAGAACCCACAGCGCGGCUGACCGAUCAAGAACGCAAUUCCCGUGUGGUAACACCGCAAGGUAGGAUUUUAAACCUGCCAACAGGCGAGGGUGAAACUGUGCAGACUAGCGACGAACAGCAAAGAUUAGUCGGGGUUCAGGGCACUGAAAUUAAUCCAGUGAAUGAGGAUUUUGACAAAGCAAUGGAUAUGACCAUAGACAAGUACGUGGAGCCUACGAAGCAAUUCUUCGAUAAAAUUCUCAGUCAAGUUGGAAAGGAAAGAACGAACGUGUACGCAUACAUGUUCCUGUGCGAUUUCUUUAACUUCAUGUUGCUCAUUUUUGGAUUCUCCGCAUUUGGUACGCAACAAGGCGAUGGCGGUGUCGCGGCUUAUCUGCAAGAGAAUCGAGUCCCAAUGCCAUUCUUAUUGAUGCUAUUAUUGCAAUUCGCAUUAAUAGUCAUCGAUAGAGCUUUGUUCCUAAAGAAAUCAAUUGUUGGCAAAUUAAUUUUCCAGUAUUGUCUAAUCUUUGGUGUACACAUUUGGAUGUUCUUUAUUUUGCCAAGUGUUACUGAAAGACAAUUCAAUGAGAGGCUUCCUCCACAAAUUUGGUAUAUGGUCAAAUGUUUCUACCUUCUGUUAGCGGCCUAUCAGUUGCGACAAGGAUAUCCGACUCGGAUACUUGGCAAUUUCCUUUGCAAGGAAUACACUAUCGUCAAUUACGUUCUAUUCAAAGGAUUUAUGUUAAUUCCUUUCUUAUUCGAAUUAAGAGCAGUGAUGGAUUGGAUAUGGACAGAUACUUCUAUGACAAUAAUGGAUUGGUUCAAGAUGGAAGAUAUUUUUGCAAACAUUUAUCAAAUUAAGUGUAUGCGAGGCGUAGAAGCAGAUUUCCCUCAACCGCGAGGCAUGAAGAAACAGCAAAUGAGCAAAUAUUUAGUCGGUGGUGCUGCUCUUUUCCUUAUGAUCGGACUGAUAUGGUUCCCGUUGCUUCUAUUCGCACUCGGUGGCACAGUUGGUGUUUCUAAUUUGCCAUACGACGUUUCGAUGAAGAUCAGGAUCGGCCCGUACGAGCCGAUUUAUUCUAUGUCGGCCCAAAGUAGCUCGAUCAUAGAAUACAGUGAGGCUGAUUACAUGAGGUUCACGAAUCUGUAUACGAAAGACAGGCCCGCGGUUACUUUUCUCGAGAACUAUAUACAUUCUGACGUUGCGGCCGUUAGACUAAGUGGAUUCUCGAGAAAAUUAUGGGCUAUAUCUCCACCAGACUUAGAAAGACUAAUAUCGGAAUUGGAAGAUAAUAGCACAACCGUGAUUGUUCACGUUGAGUGGACCGUGUCUCGAAAGACGGACGCGAAAGACGUUAGUGGGAUAACGACGAGAGUUCGAGAUGUGAAACUACCACCGUAUGUGGACAAUGAAUUCAAUCCUGUAAGGAAAAUAUUAGCUGACACGUUGUCCAGCAAUGCGUCGACUACACACAAUGGUACUAUUUUGCUGGAAAAUGCUUUCCCCAAAUUUUUGAAAGUUACUGGUCGGACGAUCGAUGUCGUUCCACAAUUGAUGCGACUGCCGAAAUGGAUGGGUGACGAAGUAGAAGAAGAGGAUGUGAGCCAGAUACAUAGAAAUAUCAGUCUUCACUUAUCCACAGACGCAGAAUGUUGCGCUCGCUCGAAAUGGUGGGUCGUUAACGAAGUCUGUAAUGAUACUUUGUACGACAAUUUAUUGAGGAGAGUGCCCUUAAAUGAUUGCAAAUACAUCAUGAUGUUCUUGUUCAACGAUAAAACGUUCCCUGAAGGUUUAAGUUUCAUUAGUGGAUUUGGAAUCCUAGGUUUAUACACGACCGCAGUGAUAGUCAUUAGCCAAAUGAUCAGGAAGGGAGUGAGUGAAAUGGCACCGAAAAUUAUGUUCGAUGACCUGCCCUAUGUGGACAGGAUUUUGCGAUUAUGUUUAGAUAUUUAUUUGGUCCGCGAAAGCGGAGAAUUGUGUCUCGAAGAGGACUUGUUCGCUAAAUUAAUAUUCCUCUAUAGAUCGCCGGAGACAUUGAUCAGAUGGACAAGGCCUCCUGAAGAAGGAGAGAGGACUGAUAAUGAGGAUCAAGACGAUGGGGAGGAGGACAUUCAUCCAGGACAGUCUCGAGAUAUUUCUCGCCGGGACUAAAUACAUACAACAUUUAUCAAGUAAAUGUUGAACGCUAAAAAGCAACAGGGGUCUGUUACUUAAAGAGAGAAAUAAUUAGGAAGUUUUUAUCAGGAAUCUUGGAGACAAUAGUUCGCACGCUUAUCGGAGAUCUACGUGCGGAGAAUGUUUCGAAAACUUUGAAAACUCAGGAAUUUAUUAUGCCAUCGUGUUUAUUGUUAAGGAAUUGUUCCUAUCUUCAAACGUGUACAUUAUGAAAUGUACAUACGCGGUUAACAUGGAGAAAGAGGAAAUUUAGAGAUACGAAAUUUCCUUAAAUUCAAGGAUCCAUUAUCUGGUAAUUUAUUUCUCAAUCGCAUAUUUAAGCAAUGUUUUAGUAAUUUUUAUUUUCAUAUUUAUUACUAAGGUAUCUAUUUGUAUAAUUGUUCGUACAUUAAGAUGUUAAGAAUAUCGUGAUCGUAAGACGCAUAGGAACACAGUCUUCAAACACAAGUGCUUUAUACAUACAUAUAGUCGAACGUUUAUACGAACGAGCAUGUCGUCGAACAUGCGAGAGAGUGCUUUCGUUCGACUCUUUAAAUCACGCCUAAGCCAAAAUACAUUUUUGACAUGACAUAUUUUAAAUAACGCAUCCCCAUAAAAUAAGAACGCGAACACUUUGCUCUUAAACAAUUCAAAUUUUCAAAACUGCCGAUAGCAAAUGUCUUUUGUUCCCUUUUAUACGUUUUUCUAAUCAUUGAUUCAUUCACCUAUCAUUGAUGAAUCUUGACCGCGUUUUAUACAUCAGUUAUAUUUAACGAAGAUCAUGGAAAUUAUUAUCAUUGUUUGUAAAUAUAUAUUAUAUAAUGUGCGUUUUCGUCGAAAAGUUGUAUGAUGUCGUCUUGAUAUGCCUUUUAAGAAUAUCUUCGAAUAUAUAAAUUGUUUCAAAUAAA